CAGCGCGCCACCGCCGCCGCCCCGCACGGAUCCCAGCUGGCGCGGCGCAGAGGGAGCACCGCGGCUGCGGCGCAGCCACGCGCUGGUUCGCAUCCUCGCGUCUCCUAGCAACGCCAAAGAUGGCCGGCGCGCGUGGACUCCUGGGGAGUGUAGUUCUUUUCCUUCCCAGCUCGGUCUGGGGCCGGGCCAUUAGGACCCGGGCGCCCUAGCCUACACUUCCUAGGUUGCUCCGCGCGCCUCCCAUGGCCUCGCGAGAGCUCUGGGCCAGAACCCAUCCGGGGAGAGGGAGUUCUCGCGGGGACUGCCGGGAGCUGUAGUUUGAAGCUGGGAGUCGCGCUGCCUGGUACUGGGGUGGAGGCGGCAGAAAGACUACAAAUCCCAGGGAGCGUGGCCCGACCGCCCGGAGGGCGGGGGGUACGAAAGAGGAACGCUAAGGGCGCGGGGGAGGCCGUGAAUGGCUGAGAGCUUUGGAGCAAGGAGUGAGUCCGUCCAGAUCCAGAGGGGUUGAGGACAGCCCCUGCAGUCCUCAGCUCCGGGGCGUCCUUUCAGUAAGUCGGGCGAGCCUACCAACAACGGGCCUCACCGUCUAUCUUGAUUCGCAGGCCUGGGACCAGGGGUCUGCGGCUUCUUAGCGAUCCCGCCCUGCCUCUGGAUGUCUGCAGCUCCCAUCUCGGAGGGCCAGGGCCAGCAGCCUGAGUGUUGUGUGGACGUGCUGGACGUCAACACCACCUGCGGGGGCACAAACCUGUGUGGUCCAGGCUGCUACAGGCACCAGAAUGAGGACGGCAGUGUCCACUGCGUCCGCUGCAGGAAUGGUACCUACAGCUCUGAGUGCAGUGGCCGCCCCGUGGCUCCCCCUGCCGGGCCCACCUGGCCUACGUCCCACCGAGGGGCUGCGUCUCCAAGUUCUGGAGGAACAGUCGCUGGCUGGGGCGCCCAGUUCCCGGUGAACCGGAGCACAGGGACGCCCGGGCAGCCAAAUCUCGGGAGCCCUCAGGUGGCGGCCUCCCUCUUCCUGGGGACACUGUUGGUCAGCUCCGGCCUCAUCCUCUCUGUGGCCGGCUGCUUCUACCUGAAGCGCACCAGUACACUCCCCAAAGUGUUCUACGGAAGAGGCAAAGCCCCUGCCCUGCAGCCUGGCGAAGCUGUAAGUAACCUGCAAGGAUGGGCCGAGCGCCCCGUGUCGUGGGCCCCAGGGCUGGGGGCCGCCCGCUCUUCUCACUGUGCCUUUUCUCCUUUUCAAGGCUGCCAUGAUCCCCCCGCCGCACCCUUCAGUGCGGAAGCCGCGUUAUGUCAGGCGCGAGCGGCCCUUGGACGGGGACACAGGCUCCACGGCCAUCUCCUCGGUGGAGGCCCGGGUCAGCAAUGUCUGACGCGGGGACCCACCCACAGCUCCGCACACCGCCUUGGAGAGAAGCCAGCACACGAAGGGCAGGUGCUGCCUGGCGAGGCCUCGGGUCAGGUCUGGACACAGCCCCUGACUCAGCGUGGCCACCUCCCAGCAGUAGAUGUGGCCACAAGUGCUUCCACCCCCCCAACGGCUGCUCAGUGUAAUGGCCUGGGAGCCGCGUCCUUGAGCCAGGCUGGAGACUGCGGCGGGGGUCGGGGGUCUGGGUCCCUCGGGAGAGACUGCUCCCAGCGGUCAAGAGCCUAUGAGGCCUGCUGGGCUGCUCCAUGCCUGGCAACGCUGGGGGCUCGGCCCCUCAGCCUUUCCAAGCCCACCAUGGGCAGACAUCCCCACACCACCAGGCCGGUUGGCCUCCUGGCAUCCCCUCUCGGAUGGUGUCCAGGCAUGGGGAGGUGUGAUUUGAGCACUGGCCCCUCCAAGGCUGAGGCGCCCACCGGGCUGUCCUAUAGCCAAGGCCCCACCCCCCGACCCCCAAGCCCAAGCCCACCACACACUUCCGGGAGCUGCAGAGGCGAGCUUCCUGGUUUCUUACUGACUUGGGUCAGUUUUAAGCAGAAAAGGCAGAGAGACUGCUUUCCUCCUCUGUCUCCUGCCCAUGAUCCGCUCUCCAUGUUGGGCCCAGGAACGGGCUCUGGCCUGAACUGCUGGAGAUCAAGGCCAUGUCCACCCAGGGUGACAUUCACCUGUGACUUCUGCCUGGGUAGCCUGGUCUCAAAGGACCUGUGGAGGGCCAUGCUGGCCAGUGGUCCUGCCCCAAUUGCCCCAGGCCUGGAGAUGCAUUUCUGGCCCCGGCUGGUUACACAUAGACCGGGGUCCCCAAGAGAAAGGAGCGUUUGUGGCCAUCUCUCACACACUGGGCUCGGCACUGAUCUUCCCACAUUCUCAUUCGGGACUGAUCUCUGUCCUUCGACGCCUGGGCCGUGUCCCAGGGGCCCAAGGCAGGGCCUGCACGCUCAGCUCCUGUGUCCCUUCCGCACCGUGACGCCUGUCCCAAGCGUUUACUUGAACCACUGGUCCAGCGGCUGAGAGGGCGCGCCAGCUUCCAAUCAGUGUCAAUAAACUAUUCAGGGCUUUCUUCCCCCA
This is a messenger RNA of Lutra lutra (Eurasian river otter), 2491 nucleotides long. It is a transcript of the gene C4H1orf159, whose product is annotated as chromosome 4 C1orf159 homolog. The record is from RefSeq and is a predicted model, not a curated record. The transcript is spliced from 8 exons. NCBI's taxonomy places the organism in Eukaryota, Metazoa, Chordata, Mammalia, Carnivora, Mustelidae. Bases 653 to 2434 code for a protein of 593 amino acids.